Molecule: messenger RNA, 540 nt
Organism: Gilbertella persicaria
Lineage: Eukaryota; Fungi; Mucoromycota; Mucoromycetes; Mucorales; Choanephoraceae
Product: Pre-mRNA-splicing factor 38
Exons: 4
Cellular component (GO): precatalytic spliceosome
Source: RefSeq, a predicted model, not a curated record
GGCGCUUCUAUUCACGGUCGUCAUCCACUUCACUUGGUGGAAAAGAUCAUUCGUGAACGUAUUCAAGGUUCACUUUACUGGAAAGAGAAAUGUUAUGGUCUAUCAGCUGCUACACUCAUGGACAGAGCUGUUGAAUUAGAAUAUAUUGGAGGAUUAUAUGGCAAUCAACAACCUACUGAAUUCCUUUGUUUGACACUCAAGUUAUUACAACUCUUGCCAGAACGAGACAUCAUUAUUACCCUGAUUCAACAAGAAGAUUUCAAAUAUGUACGUGCUUUAGGUGCUUUUUAUUUGAGAUUGACAGGCAAAUCAAAAGAAAUCUAUCAAUACUUAGAACCUUUGUUGAACGAUUAUCGCAAAUUACGCGUACGUGGUGGAGAUGGCUAUGCUUUAACGUAUAUGGAUAGUUUUAUUGAUGAUCUGUUACAUCAAAACCGUGUUUGUGAUAUCAUUUUACCCCGUAUUGCAAGUCGACAUGUAUUAGAACAAAAUGAUGAAUUAGAACCAAGAGAGAGUGCAUUAGAAGAUGAUUUGGAUUAA